CAUGCAACGUAAAGUAAAGGACACUUCAGUUACUUAAGAUUUUACUGGUUUGAGGGUGACUAUGACGCAAUGGAAGCCUGAAUUCUGUGAUUCCUCCCUGAGGCGGUCGGAGGGGCUGGAUCUCCCGUUUGCUCUCCUCCUUCCCUCCCUCCCUCCUGAUGGGGAGCGUCGGUAGGUCGUUCCUCCUCUCAGCUGCUCGGAGCUCAGAUGACCAGCGUCGCAACUGAGCGAUGCACCUUCGACACAGACUUUGCUGUUUUUUGAGGACGAAUCUUACAGACAUUGAAAAAUAUUCUUCAUUUGUAUGCCUUUAACUCUGAUCUGCUCCAGAGAAAUUGAGAGCUAAUUUUAUUUUUAGGACAAGAUUUGUUUUUAAAUCGCUCAACUAAAACCUGGCUGCGUGUAAUAGUUACAGUUUUCCGAUUUUUAUACUGAUGGAGUCUUUUUUGUAGCAGAGGAAGAUGAUUGGAAGCUGAUUUAAAGCGCGCAGGUCAAACUCCUUUUAUUUUGAUGAAUUGCGCUCAAAGUACCGACAGCAUUUCAUUUCCAGACAGAUCCAAGACAGAAGAAGACAUUCUCAAGAUCCAUAGGGUGUCUCGAGGUGGACAACAUCCACAGCUACCAUGCUCUCCGUGGACGAGCCUCUGGACUUGAAGCUUCCCUCCAGACGGCUGUGUGACCCUUUCACAUUAGGAAAGAGGACUCGCCCCUCCUCUUUCUGUGGUUCUGUCCGCACCUUUCGACCAAAACUAUGCCCACCGUUUCCGUCCCCUCCCUCCUCUCCAGAUUCCCAGUCUCCAUCUCAAGAGCGACCCGGGUCCUGCUUCACUUCUUCAGUGAUGGACCUCAGCCUGUCCCCUUCUUCUCGCCAUGCCAGUUCCCUCUCGCCAUCUCCCUCAUCACCCCUGACCCCUUCUUCCCCCUUCGAGCCCCCCACCAACAGCAGCAGCCCUCAACCACAUCUCUUUGUGAGGGAUGCAGCAUAUCAUCCUGGACUGGAAAGUGGAACUUCUCAGCACAGUUAUCCAUUUUAUCUGCCAGUUGGAAGCCCACAGAGGGGCUACAGCUUUCCAUCCCCUGCAUUUAUAACUCAGCAGGGAGAAAACACAGUUUCCCCAGAGCUGUCGCAUGACGGACAGCUGGCCUGUCGCUGGAAUAAGUGUAACAUGCUUUUCGAGUCGCUGCAGGAUUUGGUGGAUCAUAUCAAUGACUCACAUGUCAAGCCUGAAAAGGAUUCUGGGUACUUCUGCCAGUGGGACGGCUGUGCACGCAAUGGGAGGGGCUUCAAUGCCAGGUACAAAAUGUUGAUUCACAUCCGCACACACACCAAUGAGAAGCCGCACCAUUGCCCCACCUGUAACAAGAGCUUCUCACGUCUGGAGAACCUGAAGAUUCAUACCCGCUCACACACUGGGGAAAAACCCUACAUUUGCCCAUAUGAAGGCUGCAGCAAGCGCUACUCCAACUCCAGUGAUCGCUUCAAGCAUACUCGCACACAUUAUGUAGACAAGCCUUACUGUUGCAAGAUGGUUGGCUGUCUCAAGCGCUAUACAGAUCCCAGCUCCCUGCGAAAGCACAUCAAAGCACAUGGGCACUUUGUUGCACCCUCAUCAAGCACCUCCAGCAGGCUGGGAAUAGGGCUCCAUAGUGCCUCCGAGGUGCCGUGUGUUCAGGAGGGACAGGUCGUUAUUCCUGGAGCUCUGGCUGCCCUGCUUGGGACAUCAUUUCCUCUCUCUGCUCUUUUCUACGGUGGAGCUUUAAGCCAUCCCAGGAUCCCCCACUUUCCCGCUAGAGGGGAAAUAGGCAACAGCAUGACCCAUCUCGGCCUUUCAGACUCAACGCUAUUACACUUUGGACUGUCAGCUGCAUCCAUGUUAGGGUUUGGAGCGCUGAGUGGUUUGGGUCGAAUCAUGGAGAGAAAACCAGAGGACAAGGGGGAAGAAAAUGAAAGUGGAGCACUGAACCUGUCAGCAAAGGUGAGGAGGACGAAAAUGGAUCCUUUGUCAUGGGUGGGUGCCGCCUCAAGGCCACUCUUACACAAACCGGCUACUGUAGGUUAGUUUGUUUGUAGAGCAAAGAAUCUAUCAGUCUUCUGUUUUUUUUUUUUUAAACUGUUUCCUAUCACACUUUCGUGCGUUAAGCUUCAUGUUAUGCAUGCUGGUUCAUGAAAAAUAUGUGUGCUUAUGAAUAAUCAGAGUUUUGUCUACAUCCUGACUGCCAUAAGCUACAAGGAUUAGUCAUUUUUGGUCCUUGACACCAGAAGAUUGGCAGGUAAGAUUGUUUCACAAUCAUUUCUUUCAUUUUUGAUUUACAGAAUCCCUCUACUUAAAUGGUUAAAAAAUAAAACAUGUAUUAAGGCAGCUAAAUCUGAAGUUCAGUUCUUAGCUAAUUUUAAAUUUAGGUCAGAUUUGAUCAAAAGCUAAAAUUUAAAUAAUUAUUGUGGACAAUUGUAGCAACAAAAAUGGUAACAACAUGAGAGGUUGUUUUCCCUGGCACAAAACUGAACUUUAUUUAAACUCAGAAAAUGCAGUGACAAGACAUGAUUAAAUAUAUAGUUCAAUCAGUUAAAAAUAACUUAAUCUUUAAUUUGUUGUUGCACAAUUACAUCUGAUUGAGUUCGAAUGCACCAAUAUUUAAUCAAAAACACAAAUGAAAAAAUUGUGAUCUUGAGUUAAACAGCUGAGUCAAAAACUAAACAUUUGAAUCCUUGAAUCCAUGUUUGAUCCAAUCCUGGGCUAUGGGCUGGGCUUCACGCUGGGAUAUAAAUCACAAUCUCUGUUUGAUGGGGUUGAAUUUGUAAAAAAUGAGACAGAUUCAUUUGAACUGUUUUGGAUUCCCACUAAAGAGACUGAAACUAUUUGGGAUGUCAAUCUUCUCACAGCACCUCUUUGUUAAAGACCCACUCUGAUAAAACAGUGUGUUUUUGGUAUUCUUAAUUUGUUUCUUUUGAAAUUUCUCUGAUGAUAGAUGAUAUACAGAAAUUAAGCUUAAAACGGAAUAAUUAAAUUUUGUUUUAUUUCUUUAAAUCAUGAACCAGAAGCAGACUAAAUAAUGCUGUUGAAAAAAAGAGCAUAUUGGUAAUAUAGAAAAUAUGCUGGUUGGGCCACAAGCUCCCUGCUCCACAAUGGGGAGGGAAAGGGGAGUUGGGUUGCUAUUACUGCUGCUCUGCAGAAACUUUGUCCUAGGAUAUGACACAGUUUUUUUUUUUUUAAUUUGGGCUCAAAACAGGAUAAACUUAAUUAUAAAACCACUGGGAACGCUUUAAAACUAGAUCAAAACAUGAUGGGAGAGGGUCUUUAAGGGAUGAUGCUGCGUAAAACUUGCACUAACAACAUGAAACUUGCCCAUGGACUCUGACCAUCACAUAUUCUGCCAUACAAUUUUAACAAUUUAAAGAGAUUAUCCAAUAUUUACUUCAUUUUGUACUAUCUCCCACUUGUGAUUACAUUGCGUAGCGCUAAUGUUGCUCACUUUCUACGGCUCACUUAUGGACUUUCGCCAUCUGCAUAUCUCACUCCAGGCUUACUGGGGUUUUCAGGUGGAGAACAUUUUGCUUAGCUGACAUGCGCCUGAGUUUAGGCGAACAUUCAGUCCGACCAAAAACGUUGACUUACAAUAAAAAAAAAAAUCUAGAAUUUAACUGAUGAGGACAAAGCUGAUCAUAGCAAAUUAUGAAGUCCAAAACAUUUUUGGAUGAAGGAAAGCCAACAUGUAAUAAGCUUUUGUGACUAACAACUAUCCAUCUAUCUAAUAUCUGCAACUCUUUUUAAAAAGCAAGCUUUAAGACAAAGGUCAAAUGACUGACACUUGACAGAUGAGUACAGUGUGGCAUUCCACAGUUUGUUUUACCUGAGAAAACGCGACAGUGUGUGAUGUAUGAUUAGAGUUCACCCACAGCCGUUUAUGUGAACCUUUGACUCGUUUAAACGUGACGAAGCUGACGCUACUGAAUGUACGAUUUUAUUUCUUUGUUUGCAGAAUAUAGUUGCUCGGCUUUUUGUUCUCAUAACCUUUCUAAGACAAUGAUCUGCACAGGAUUUGCCUUUGCUUUUAAAAAUGACACAAAAUGUUCAAGUCGACAUUCAAGUUAACAUGUAAGUAUCAACAAGGUCGACAAAGAUGUGCUUUAGUUCGCAUUUGCUUGACUUGAACGGUUACAGUAAAACAGGGGUGAAGGUGUAAAAAGAUUAUUAAUAAUGAUGCACUUUUAAAAAAAAGAUAUUUGACAAUGGCUACGUGUGGCCUGAACCUGUGAUUUAUUUUUAAUCCUGUAGCACAUCAGUUACUUUAGUCAGCAUUGCUAAUUUGUGGAAGUGCCUUUGGUUUAAAUAUAUCAACAAUGUAUGUAAACUAUUAAGUUCAUGAAUGCACGGUUUAUAAACAUUUUUUUUUACCAUCUUUGACUGCACAUUUUUUGAAGAUAUGGGGGCCACUGCAACACUUUCCAGUUUUGUUGAUUUGACUUUGACCUUUUGUCAAUAAACUCAUCAGAAUAAAAACAUU
Molecule: messenger RNA, 4503 nt
Organism: Oryzias latipes (Japanese medaka)
Lineage: Eukaryota; Metazoa; Chordata; Actinopteri; Beloniformes; Adrianichthyidae
Product: zinc finger protein GLIS2
Biological process (GO): regulation of transcription by RNA polymerase II
Cellular component (GO): nucleus
Molecular function (GO): RNA polymerase II cis-regulatory region sequence-specific DNA binding; DNA-binding transcription factor activity, RNA polymerase II-specific
Source: RefSeq, a predicted model, not a curated record